Messenger RNA from Cyphellophora attinorum, 723 nucleotides. RefSeq lists its product as uncharacterized. The record is from RefSeq and is a predicted model, not a curated record. The transcript has a single exon. The coding region runs from base 1 to 723 and encodes 240 amino acids. Lineage: Eukaryota; Fungi; Ascomycota; Eurotiomycetes; Chaetothyriales; Cyphellophoraceae.
AUGGCGAACACAACCCUGCCUACCGCUCCCAUCGCCGGCAUCACGUUCCCGAUCACCCCCUUGACCAAAUCCGCCCUUGCCCACAUCCAGACCAAAAACAUCCCCUCCACUGUCAACCAUACCGUCCGUUCCGCCAUCUUCGCCCUGAUCAUCGCCUCCAAGCACCCCGGCUUGAGCACCGUCGACCACGAAGCGGUCGCCACCGCAAUCCUACUGCACGACCUGGGCUGGUCGAAAGACCCCGACUGUCGAUCCCGAGACAAGCGCUUCGAGGUCGACGGCGCGAUCGCCGCAAAGAAUUGGCUCGCCUCCUCCGUUGAAGCCAAGAACGCGGCUGCCGUGGGCGGCGACCUCAACGCGAUCUGGUACGCCAUCGCACUACAUACCACCCCAUCUGUGUCUCUGCACUCCCCGGACCCAGUCGUCGUCGCUACAGCGCUCGGCAUCGUCGCAGACUUCUUGGGGCCGCACACACCUGGCGGACUAAUCACGGAAGAGGAGUUCAAGGAAGUGUUGGCGGCGUAUCCGAGAGUUGGGUUCAAGGAGGACAUGCUGGAGAUCAUGUGUGGAUUGUGUAGGGAGAAGCCGGAGACGACGUUUGAUAAUUUUGUGGGGGAUAUUGGGAGGAAGUGGGUGGAGGGAUAUGAGGAGCAGUGGGAGAGGAGGAGGUUUGAGAGGACUGUAUGGAAGGUUUUGGAGGGGAACGGGGCGCUGGAGAGCUGA